CACGGAUCGGUACAAUUGGCCAUCUAAACCACAAAGAUCUCCUGAAAAAGAAAAAUCCACAAACAGCUUAUCUCCCCUUCAAAUCUCAGUCGCUAUAACAUUAACAGCACCAUACCAUACUACAAGCUCCCAAAUCGAGCUCGUUAAACCAAAGUAUACCAUUCCCAAUAGUUGCGUCGUUAAACCAAACUACAAGCUCCGAAAUAUUGCACUGGUUUUUUCAUGGGGAAAACUCCUGUCUACAGCUGACUGCACAAUGGCUUCCAUCCCAAUAGCUUGGAAUAAUGUGUCUCCCAUUGCUCAACAAAGGCUGAAGGUGAAUAAUGUUCUUGCUGUAAAUUACAGUUCUUCUGCAAAACGCGAAAUCCUCUUUUAUAAACUACCCAAGAAUCGCUCGUGCCCUGUUUCUAGUUCUGUGCUGUUCAGUUAUGGUACUCGUAAAUCUCCGAUUAGGUUGUUAUGUUCCUCUGCAGACGAGAAGAUUGACAAGAAAAAAUCAAUCGAACCACCUCAGAGGAAGUUUUCUCUGCAGUUGCGGCGUAGGAUACGGUCACUGUCUCAAAGAUUCAAAAGGGUUUCGAUUGAAUCGCUUCUAGACCGCAUUAGAUCAUUUCACAGCAGAAAUGCCAAGAAAAUCACGGUUUCUGUUGGCGUAUCGAUUGUCUUGGGUCUGUGUUUCUGGUUCCUCAAAGUAACUUCCACGCCCGUCCCAAAAGGCGUGCCCUACACGCACCUGAUUGAAAAUCUUCAGAACAAGAGUAUUGCCUGUGUUAUGUUUGAGGAAGGCACGAGUCAGAUAUUCUACUGCACCAAAUCCUGGGUCCAAGAAAAGGCCCUAGCCGAGGAUGACAAAUCGAGCCUUGAUCCUGAGAAAGAUGUUGUGGUUGGGGAAGAUUAUAUGCUUCAGAAAUUGGUUAAUUCUAAAAAUCAGAAAAUCGGUUGGGAAUAUUCGACGAGAAAGAUAGAUCAUGAUGUCGGUUAUCUUCUUGGUUUGGCGAGGGAAACGGGUGCUCUGUAUGGCUUGGUACGUCGAUCCGUUUUGAAGUCGAUGAGGGAUGUGCUGGUCACAACACUCAUGUUGUGGGUCCCAUUGAGUCCUCUAAUGUGGAUUAUGUACCGGCAGCUUGCUCCGGGUAAUGGUCUGGCUAAGAAGAGAAAGAGUAGCAACAGAUUAGUUAGCUUUGAGGAUGUCGAGGGUGUGGAUAGUGCAAAGGUGGAGCUGAUGGAGGUCGUCAAUUGCCUCCACGGAGCAGUUAAUUACAGUAAGCUUGGGGCAAAGCUACCCAGAGGUGUGUUGCUCGUUGGUCCACCAGGGACAGGAAAGACUUUGCUGGCACGUGCUGUGGCUGGGGAGGCCGGGGUACCCUUUUUCCCGGUUUCUGCUAGUGAAUUUGUCGAGCUGUUUGUGGGACGUGGGGCCGCUCGCAUAAGGGAUCUUUUCAAUGUUGCGAGGAAGAAUGCACCCUCGAUUGUUUUCAUAGACGAGCUUGAUGCGGUUGGUGGAAAGCGUGGGAGGAGUUUUAAUGACGAACGAGACCAAACUUUAAAUCAGUUGCUGACAGAAAUGGACGGUUUCGAGUCCGACAUAAAUGUGGUUGUUAUAGCCGCAACAAAUAGACCAGAGGCUUUGGACCCGGCACUGUGCCGGCCAGGCCGUUUCUCAAGAAAAGUGUAUGUGGGUGAACCCAAUGAAGAUGGUAGGAAAAGGAUUAUAGGCAUACAUUUGAGAGGAGUUCCUUUGGAGGAGGACACGAGCCUUAUUUGCAGCUUGGUUGCAUCUCUUACUCAAGGCCUCGUUGGAGCUGAUCUUGCAAAUAUCAUUAAUGAGGCUGUCCUGCUUGCCGCGCGAAGAGGCGCUGAAAUCGUGUCGAGAGAGGACUUCAUGGAGGCUGUAGAAAGAGCAAAGUUUGGGAUAAACGAAAGGCAAACGGCACUAGGCCAGAAGCUCGGAAAAUUAUUUCCUUGGAUGAUGCCUUCCAUAAAUGGUGGGCUGCAGAGCCCACCGGGCUAUCAGACAUUAAGCUGAUCUUGGAAUAUUAUUUCAUUGAAUCCUUUUUUUUUUUUUUUUNUUUUUCUUGUUGGGCCGUCGUUAAAUUUUUUGGGCCAUAUAAUACAUGUGUUGUUGUCAAAUCAGCAGUAGAGCUCGCUCCCAUAAUAAUGGAGCCAUGUGAUCCACAUGGUUUUUUGAAGGCAUGCUUUUAGAUAUUGUCUGGUUGAAUUCAAUUCAUCAAAUGCAGCAUGUGCAAUGUAGGUCAAAGGAUAUUUGGCCACAUGUUAGGCAUGCAUUAAAGCUGUCCCAAAUGAAGUAGGAAUGAGAGAUGGUCUUGUUUUGUCCUUUUGCCUCUUCAUCUGUUUUAAGGAGUUUCAUAUGAGCUGUCGGAUCGCACACAUUUAUACAUUCAGAUCUCUG
Molecule: messenger RNA, 2410 nt
Organism: Striga asiatica
Lineage: Eukaryota; Viridiplantae; Streptophyta; Magnoliopsida; Lamiales; Orobanchaceae
Source: the annotation of a GenBank genome assembly